Molecule: messenger RNA, 1224 nt
Organism: Acanthosepion pharaonis
Lineage: Eukaryota; Metazoa; Mollusca; Cephalopoda; Sepiida; Sepiidae
Source: the annotation of a GenBank genome assembly
AUGGCUGUAAUUGAGAAUGAUGAAUUCGCCAUCAUUAUCUAUCUAUCUAUCUAUCUAUCUAUCUAUCUAUCUAUCUAUCUAUCUAUCUAUCUAUCUAAGGAAAAUGCGCUAGGGCUUUUGAAGGUUUAUGGUAUUAGCCUUUCAUUUUCUUAUUUCAAUUUUUCUUUGUUUUUAUCAUUAUUACACUUUUUCUCUUUCUUUCUUUCUUUCUUUCUUUCUUUCUUUCUUUCUUUCUUCUUCCCUACUCCUUUUUCUUCUUGUUCUCAUUCUUCUCCUCUUCCUUCUUCUUCUUUUCCUCCUCCUCCGCAUCUCCUUCUUCUUCUCCUCUUCUCCCCCCCUUCCCUUCAUCCUUCUCCCAAUCCUCCUCCUUCUUUUCCACCUUCUUCCUAUCUUCUCUUCACCCUCCUCCCCAUCAUUCUCUUCCUCCUCCGUUUUCUCAUCCUCUUUCUUCUUCUUCUUCUUCUUCUUAUUCUUCUUCUCCCCUUCCCUUCAUCCUCCUCCCAAUCCUCCUCCUUCUUUUCCACCUUAUUCCUAUUUUCUCUUCACCCUCCUCCCCAUCAUUCUCUUCACCCUCCUCCCCAUCAUUCUCUUCCUCCUCCGUUUUCUCAUCCUCUUUCUUCUUUUCCUUCUUCUUCUCCUUUUCUCCUCCCCUUCCCUUCAUCCUCCUCCCAAUCCUCCUCCUUCUUUUCCACCUUCUUUCUAUUUUCUCUUCAUCCUCCUCCCCAUCAUUCUCUUCACCCUCCUCCUCAUCAUUCUCUUCCUCCUCCGUUUUUUCAUCCUCUUUCUUCUUUUCCUUCUUCUCCUCUUCUCCUUCUCUUCCUUCUCUUCCUCUUCUUCCUCCUCCUUCUUCUUCUUCAAGAAUUGAGCCUACUGAUUCCUAUUCCCCCACCGUUGUUUUUCUUUUUAGUAUACUUAUUAUCAAUCACUACCAUUUCCAUCUUUCGUCAUCGUCAUCGCUGCUGUGGCAUGACGGCUCAGGCGUCGGAUGUAAUCUCGCUCUCACGGUUACAGCACUUGAAUCUCUUUUAUUUUUCGGCCUUUACGAUUCUUUCUUUCUUUCUUUCUUUCUUUCUUUCUUUCUUUCUUUCUUUCUUUCUUUCUUUCUUCUAUCCUCAAUUCUUUCUUUUUCUUCUUUCUUUCCACUUUUCCUUCAAUCUUUCUUUCCACUCUUCCUUCCUUCUUUCUUUCUUUCUUUCUUUCUUUCUUUCUUAUAUUGUCACCUGA